AUGUGGAUCCGCUGGUCGUGCGAGCCCGCCAUCUCAACCCUCAGGCCUCUCACCGACUUCCAUCGUGAGGUCUUCUCUUCCUCAAAGAGCGGUGUCACCGUUCCUCCUCCUUACAAUACUAUUGACCAUUCCUGCCACCAAACGUUUGCGACAAUGACCUCGAAUCUUGAGUUCUCCCCAGAGGGUCUGCUGGACCUAAACUUCGAUCACCGAGAUCCGCGUUACCCAUUUACCACGAACAUGGCGGCUCGCGCGAGUUGGCCUAUGCCUCUCGAUAUGGCCUCAGGAGCCGCUGACCAGAGGCGGGAGACUUCCCCAGGCCAAAACACACAUCAGCAAUUUCCUCAGGCUGGGCAUAAUAACUCCCCGACCCUGUUGACAGACUGGCCGAUGCAACAACAGCCACAACAACUGCCGCAGUACAUUCAAGACAACUCGUUAAUGGGGGCACAGUUCAAUGCUUUUGGAACCACAUUUCAGACAUCACCGUUAGACUACACUAUGCCCACGACACAGGCAAAUUUCGAGGCUGGACUUCAGAUGGAGACCCCGUUCAAUGGAUUGGCACCGACGGUGGAGGCACAGGCCCAAGCAGCGAUGUGGGCAAACUGGCAGGAGAUUGAGAAUGCCAUGAACUUCACGGGGCACGAUGGGCUCCCGGGUGUGGGUCGCCAAAGCCUUGGAAGCAACUCGCCCACUGGGACGUAUUUGGAAGUUCUGUCGCUCCCAAGCUCAAGUAGUGACCACGGAUGGAACACGGUUGACCACUUCCCCAACUUCGAGGCUUAUCAGCAAGCACACAAUGCAGCAAUCUUCAACCCGGGCCAGACUCUUCAUCUUCGAACCCACUCGGACUCGUCACAAUCGGACGGGACUGGCCACACCAUGGAGUCCUUUGGCAGCUUCGAAGAUAUCUCGUAUCCUUAUUCUCCAUACUCUCCCGAGUCUGAUAACUAUCUGGAUCCUGUUGGACAUCGAAAUUGCUUCCAUGGAGAGUCUCAUCAUCACUCCCAUGAGACUGUCAGCCCCGCCGCAGCCGUAGCCCCUGUACCCAUCAAGAUGUCGCCGUCGUCGAGUCGAACUACCCCUUCCUCAACUUCAUCACCACCAGCCCGAAGGAACUCGGCACCACGGAAGAGCCCAACUGCAAAGGCAACCAAGGCUGUCAUCCGUCGCACGUCGAACGGAAAGAAGGAUACCGAGAAGCGGGUUGGUCGUCGACGUGGACCAUUAUUACCUGAGCAACGGAAACAAGCAAGUGAGAUCAGAAAGUUGCGAGCAUGUCUUCGAUGCAAGUUCCUCAAGAAGACUUGUGACAAGGGAGAGCCUUGUGCCGGUUGUCAGCCGUCUCAUGCCAGACUGUGGCAAGUUCCAUGUACGCGCAUCGACAUCAAGGAUAUCAGCUAUUUCAUGAAGGACUGGCGUGCAGACUACGAGCGUCACGUGGGUCGUGGGGUAUCUGUGUACAACAUCAAGGGCUUUGCUCAGAAAGAGGAGCUCAUUUGGAUCACCCAUGGCUAUGGAUUUGCCCUUCCCAUCAUGGCCCGGGAAGUAUACGUUAGUGACGACAGUUGCUUCUCUAUUGAUUGGGUUGAGUCUGAGCACGACGAGCCCCUUGAGUUUGACGUCCGAACAGAAAAGAUGUCGGCUGGGUCAGAGGGAGUUUCUACGGAAGCCUUGUCCGAGUAUCUCGACAAACAUCUUGACGGGCCGUUCGAGGAAUUCAUCGAUGAUUAUUUUGAAGGCACUCCUUUCAUCACCGAGAUCUUGAAGACUGCUCACCGCUACUACACCAAGGAGAAGGUACCCGUCAUUCGCAAAGCCUUGAAGCUUGUCCUCGCCUACAACUUGACCCUUCACGUCACCAUGGUCGAACAAAGGGGUGACGAGCAUCCUAUGGAUGGCAUGAUUGAGGAUGAAGACUCCAGGUACAACGGCAAAAUUAUCGCACCGGUGAUGAUCAACUUUCAGAUCAAGUGUGCACUGGCCGACAUGUGGCGCGAGCUGCAGAAGGAGAUCCUCGAGGAGUUGUCCUCACUCUACUCCAGCGUGUACAGCGGUGAUCGCCUCAAGAACUGGCCAACUAUCUUCAUGCUUGCCUCCAUCCUCCUUGCUGUCUGGGAAGAGAUGCAAUUCGACUGCCACUACCGUGUGCCUGAUCAAGCUGCGGUUAACAAGUUCUGCAGUGACAUGGAAACUACUCCAGUGGGUGUCAUUGUCGGUCUCUUCCACGCCAUCUCCCAGAAGCUUCCUUCCUUCACCGAAUGGGAUACAAGACGGCACGGGCAGCUCCUCAACAACAACGUCGCGGUCUGUGAUGCCAUGACAGAAAUGAAGGAUCAUGUGAUCAAGCAUGAAUCCUACCUCAAGACCCGACCUGAUGCCAGGUUUGACCGAAGAGACUUCGACUCCUUGUCCAACAAGUUCCUGUCGAAGCUAGUCAUCCGCGCCAACUAG
Molecule: messenger RNA, 2457 nt
Organism: Hyaloscypha bicolor E
Lineage: Eukaryota; Fungi; Ascomycota; Leotiomycetes; Helotiales; Hyaloscyphaceae
Exons: 2
Coding region: 1-2457 (818 amino acids)
Biological process (GO): regulation of DNA-templated transcription
Molecular function (GO): zinc ion binding; DNA-binding transcription factor activity, RNA polymerase II-specific
Source: RefSeq, a predicted model, not a curated record